AAGAAGCAUUUUUAAGCAAGGGAGUUAGAGAACAAGUUGCAUGGUGCCCAGACAGAGAAAGGGAAGGGUCUCUUGUUCAGUUUCCCAAAGGUAGAGGCAUUAAAGAGCUCAAAGGUUGCAUCAUCAGAGGUUGGGCCGAGGUGGAGUCAUCGGCUGCUUUCCAGGAAGAGGAAGUCUGAGAAACGAAAGUUAAGGCAUUAGCUCUGUCCUGUCUUCACAGCAGAGCAGCAUCGGCAGCCAUGGCCUCUGGAGACCCUGCGAAGAAGCUCUGUGAGGAACUGGCCUGUCCCAUCUGCUUGGAGUAUUUCGAGGAGCCUGUGAUAAUCUCCUGUGGGCACAAUUUCUGCCAAUCCUGCCUGGAUCAAUGGUGGGAGGAGGAGGCCUCCUGCCCACAAUGCAGGGAGGAAGUGCAGGAAAGGGACAUCAAGCGGAAUUGGCAGCUGGCGAACCUGGUGGAAAUAGCCAAGGAACUGGGGAGACAGAAGGCGGAAGAGAAGGGGAGGGUCUGCCAGAGGCAUCAGGAGCCCCUGAAGCUCUUCUGCAAGAACCACAAAGCCCCCAUCUGUGUGGUGUGCGACAAGGGAAAGGAGCACAAAUAUCACAAAGUGAUCCCUCUGGAUGAGGCAUCAAAGGAGUACAAGGAUUGCAUUUGGAAUUUUCUGGAGACUCUGAAGAAGGAGAGAGAGAAAAUUCUGGCCUUCAAAGCAGAUGCAACACGGGAAAGCCAGGAUUUGCUUGAGAGAACCUGGAGAGAAAAGGAUAAGACUGUGGCUGCAUUCAGACUCAUGCACCAGUUUCUAGACAAACAAUAGAGGAAUCUGCUGGCAAAAAUGGAAGAGGUGGAGAAGGAGAUUUCAGCCAAGGGGGGGGAACAUCUGGCCAGACUCUCUGAAGAACUCUCCUCUCUCUCGAAACUCAUCCAAGAGAUGGAGGAGAAGCAUCAGCAGCCGGCAAGUGAACUCCUCCAGGAUAUCAGAAGCUUCUUACAGGGUUGUAAGGAAAGGGAGAAAUUUGAGACCCCUGUGGCUUUUCCUCCUGCCCUGAAAUGGAAGAUAUGGGACUUCUGUGAUAUAAAUCCCUUUCUGGAGGGUGUCAUGAAGCAAUUCAGAGACUCUCUGGAAUCUGGACUUCAGCAGCAAAAAGCACAUGUGACUCUGGAUCCAGACACAGCCCAUCCUAGGCUCAUCCUCUCUGAAAAUCGCAGACGUGUGACAUUGAGACAGAAAAGGCAAAAUCUUCCUGACAAUCCUGAGCGAUUCAAUCAACAUUUUUUUGUGCUGGGCCAGGAGGGAUUCAGAGGAGGCAGGCAUUUUUGGGAAGUCCUUGUGGAGAAUGGGGAAAGAUGGUCUGUGGGAGUUGCCAGAAAGUCUGUGCAGAGAAAGGGCUCCUUUCCCGUUGGCCCUGAUGCUGGGAUCUGGCGUGUGGCAAAGCGUUGGAUUGAAUACAUGUUCUACUCCAACAACAGUGUGUCCCCAACUCUGAAUCUGAGUGAGAAACCCAAGAGGGUCCGAGUGACACUAAACUACGAAGGGGGUCGGGUGGCCUUUUAUGAUGCAGACUCAGCAGCCCUGAUCUAUGAAUUCCCUCCAGCCUCUUUCUCAGGAGAGACCCUCCUUCCAUUCUUUGCUGUGGCUUUAGAAGCUCAACUUGAGCUCACUCCCUAAGGAUGGAGAACAAUGUCCAAAGACUCACACCAUCUGAGACACAAGAGGAGCUUUUUCUCUGUAGAUCUGGGGCUGUUAAUUCUCUUUCCUCUCCUUGUGGAAUCCCUCUGCUCUCUCUUUACAUAUUUGCCAAAAACCGACUGGGAGGCUGGAGUGUGAAUGUUAAAGGCUUUCCCCACCGUCCAUGGCUCGGUCAGAGACUUAUUCUUCCUGGAAAGGUUGGCAACAAUGACAACAGCAAAGAGGGAAUAAAAGACCCAAAUUCAUAUUUAGUCAAUAAUUCCAGGUACUGGAAUUCCAGUAGUAAGUGGGCAGUGUGUUAGGCCCUCUUUCUUGGCCUUACCCAAGGAUGUAGGUUGGAUUUGCCUGUGAAGCUUUUGGUUUUCACACUAAAUGUUCUAGUUUUCACAUGGCACAGAGUCACUCAUUGUUUUUGCUGAGGAAUUCUUGUGUUGAGGGGCAGCGCUGUGUAAUUGAACACACAAGCAGAUGCACUCAGCAGGAACCUCAUAUAUAAUAGUGAUAUAAAGAGGUCAGAUAUACAGCUCUGCCUCCACAGCCUGUAACUGAAAUGGGGAGGUUUCAUGCCUGAAGUCCAGCUGCUUCUCUGAGGGAACCGAGUCAAGCUGAAGACACUCUCAGUUUUGGUUGAACAUUUCUUCUACUUAGACAGCCACCUUUCCACAAAAGGACUGGGCUGUGGCGCAGGCUGGAAAGAAAGCCAGCUGCAACAAAUCAACAAAUCACUCUGACCAAGAGGUCAUGAGUUCGAGGCCAGCCCGGUGCCUGUGUCUUGUCUCUGUCUCUGUUCUAUGUCAUGGCAAUGUGAUCUGCCCUGAGUCCCCUUCGGGGUGAGAAGGGCGGAAUAUAAAUACUGUAAAUAAAUAAAUAAACAAACAUUGAUGCUGAAAUACACCGUAUGCACACUGAGUACAGCGUUUUUUUAAUGAAGCA
Molecule: messenger RNA, 2618 nt
Organism: Anolis carolinensis (green anole)
Lineage: Eukaryota; Metazoa; Chordata; Lepidosauria; Squamata; Anolidae
Product: zinc finger protein RFP
Biological process (GO): innate immune response; protein ubiquitination; regulation of gene expression
Cellular component (GO): cytoplasm
Molecular function (GO): zinc ion binding; ubiquitin protein ligase activity; protein binding
Source: RefSeq, a predicted model, not a curated record